This is a messenger RNA of Pichia kudriavzevii, 1617 nucleotides long. RefSeq lists its product as uncharacterized. The transcript has a single exon. Gene Ontology annotation, biological process: mitotic cell cycle phase transition; regulation of cyclin-dependent protein serine/threonine kinase activity. Gene Ontology annotation, cellular component: cyclin-dependent protein kinase holoenzyme complex; centrosome; cytoplasm. The record is from RefSeq and is a predicted model, not a curated record. Gene Ontology annotation, molecular function: cyclin-dependent protein serine/threonine kinase regulator activity. Bases 1 to 1617 code for a protein of 538 amino acids. NCBI's taxonomy places the organism in Eukaryota, Fungi, Ascomycota, Pichiomycetes, Pichiales, Pichiaceae.
AUGGCUCAUACUUGUCGCACUUCUCAAACAAUGAAUUAUAGACGACAACUCUCGGAACAAGAACAAUACAAUGCAGAAAUGGUUAGAAUGGUUGAAAAAAGAAACCAUCAUUUGGCAGUUGUCGAAUACAGAAACGAUAUCCAUAAUCAUAUAGUCAAUUUAGAUUUGGAUCUAGAAGAAAACGUAAUUAUUGAUCCGCAUCAAGAUCAAGUUAAAAUACUAAGACCAAUGAUUUUGAAUUCUCUGUUGGAUGUAUGCUAUAGACUAAAUUGGACGUCGUCUACUUUUUCCUUGGCAGUUCAUCUAUUUGACUACUACACCUCCAAUACAACCAUUGACAUAAGUAAUUGCAGAUUGAUUGGAUUUUGCUGCCUAUGGAUAUCUUCUAAAUAUAAUGAAAAUAAACCAAAGGGUAACAUCUUAAAUGCUUUGAUUAAGAGAUCUGGUCAUGAUCAAAGCGCUAAACAAACUUUCCUAAAGAUUGAGCUGGAUAUACUGAAAACUAGGCAUUGGGAUUUGUCCUAUCCGACGCCUGAGUUAUUCCUAGAUGUCUUUUUAAAUAUAGGAGAACCGAAUAACACUGAAAGACGAUUGGGUUCAUUAUUUCUAUGUGAUAUUGCCCUCUUCAGUAUAGAUAUUGUUUCAAAUUACUCAUCAAGCUCAAUUGCUGCUUCAUCCAUCAUGAUUACUAAUUUUGCAAUGCUAAAUCUAAGGUUGAAACACAUACGUCAACACAGAUUCGAUGAACUAGAGAGCUUAAUCUUGAACCAAGUUGUCAAGUUGGAAUCUUCGAUCAAACUGAAGUACUUAGAUAGUAAAGUGAUAUCUCAUAAGAAUAACAACGUCGUUAUCCAUAACUUGAUUUAUUUAGCCCAAUGUUUUGUUAAACAAAAAGAGGAGGAGAAGGAACAACUAAAAAAGUUGAAAGAUUUUGAUCUAAAUCCAAACAUGUAUUACAAUUCAAAUGGCUAUUUAUUGAAUACUAGCUUGAAUGAAAAUGGCAAUUUAUCUUUCUUCCCAAUUUCGCCAAUUGCUUCGCCUACCACUUUACCCAACAAUUCUUUUGUUAGGUCGACGGGUGAUGAUUCGCCUCAAAUGGUUUAUUCCAAAGAUGAUAUGUCAAACGGUAGACAUUCAAGGUCGCAAUCUAUGAGGAGUACAAUAUUGCCCACUCCCGGUACAACCCCCACUGCAUCCUUCAAUUUGGUUAACAGUUCUUCAAACUCAUCAUUAUCUACUUCUACUUCUUCUUCCUCGGUGUCAUCUAAUUUGAACGACAAUCCAAACGAACUGAAUCCAGAGUUUGGCCAGUAUCAAAAAUACUAUCAUACUCCACAAAUAUAUACUCCUGUUCAGUUAUUACCUCAUCCGUUACUGUAUUCACAUAGUCAUUUACAUAACCAUCAUUUGUCUCUAUCCUCACAUCCUUCAUACUCUCAACGUUUUGAGUUCAGUCGAUCGACGACACCAGAAAACAUGACCAAAGGGGUUAACAUCAACUCUAGGCAAAAGUACCAAAGGACUUUACCUGUAUUGACACGUUCAAGAGCAAGGGAGUUCGUUGGUAACGUUGGAAAUGAGGUGGUAGAAAGUGAACCUAAAAGGAGAAGAAUUUAG